AUGUGCCUGCCAAUCCACAACACAGACUACAUCUCUGGGGAGUCCAGGAAGCUCAGCACUGCAGAACGCUGCCAAUUCACAGCAACCAUGAGUACGAGUACUGAUGAGCUCAAGGAGAGGCUGGAACAGCUGAGAUGUCAUUUUACGUGGGCAUUGCUAAUUGAAGACAGUGAAAUACCUGAUUUAGAAAGCCGUAUCUUGGAGGAAAUUGAGUUCCUAGACAUCAAACACAAGGUGGGAAUACACAACCUGCUAGCCUACAUGAAACACCUGAAAGGGCAGAAUGAGGAAACCCUGGAGAGCUUGAAAAAAACUGAAGAAUUGAUCCAGCAAGAACAUGCUGACCAAUCUGAUUUGAGAAGUCUGGUUACCUGGGGCAACUAUGCCUGGGUAUAUUACCACAUGGGAAGAUUGACAGAAGCCCAGACUUACCUGGACAAGGUGGAGAACACUUGCAAGAAGCUUGGAAGUCCUUUCUGCUACAGGAUGGAGUGCCCUGAGAUGGACUGUGAAAAAGGAUGGGCCUUGCUGAAGUGUGGAGGGCAAAAUUAUGAGCAGGCCAAGGCCUGUUUUGAAAAGGCUCUGGAAGUGGACCCUGAAAACCCUGAAUUCAACACUGGAUAUGCAAUUACCAUUUAUCGCCUAGAUGGCUUUACCAUGGAAACAGACAGAAAUGGGAUUUCUCUGGAACCCCUAAGGAAGGCUGUGAGGCUAAAUCCAGAAGACGUAUACCUUACAGUUCUCCUUGCCCUGAAGCUUCAGGAUGUAGGACAAGAAACUGAAGGAGAAAAGUACAUUGAAGAAGCACUGACCAGCAUGUCCUCCCAGAUCUAUGUCUUUCGAUAUGCGGCCAAGUUUUACCGAAGACAAGGCUCUUUGGAUAAAGCUCUCUCCCUCUUAAAGAAGGUCUUGAAAGCAACACCUACCUCUGCCUUCCUGCAUCACCAGAUAGGGCUUUGCUACAGGACACAAGUGAUCCAAAUGAAGACAGCUACAAAUAGGCAGCCAAGAAGGCAGGAUAGAGAAACCCAUGACAGAAUAAAAUCAGCCAUCUAUCAUUUGGAAUAUGCUGUGAAACAAAAGCCCACAUUUGAUGUUGCUUAUGCACACCUGGCAAGUAUAUAUAUAGAAAUAGGUGACUACAGAAAAGCUGAAGACACUUUUGAAAAAGCGCUAAGCCUCAAAUCAUUAGAAGAAUCAAAAAUGCAAAAGCUACAUUUUCACUAUGGCCGAUUUCAGGAAUUUCAAAAGAAAUCUGAAGUCAAUGCAAUUAUCCAUUAUUUAAAAGCAAUAAAAAUAGAAAAGGCAUCAGCUGUAAGGGAUAAAGCUAUCAAUUCUUUGGGGAAAUUGGCUUUAAGAAGAUUUCAAAGAAAUGCAUCAGAUGUGGAAAGUUUGAGCCUCCUAGGGUUCAUCUACAAAUUGAAAGGAGAAAUGAAUGAAGCCCUGGAACACUAUGAGAGGGCCCUAAAGCUGGCUACUGGCUUAAAACUCUGA
Molecule: messenger RNA, 1494 nt
Organism: Orycteropus afer afer
Lineage: Eukaryota; Metazoa; Chordata; Mammalia; Tubulidentata; Orycteropodidae
Product: interferon-induced protein with tetratricopeptide repeats 1-like
Exons: 2
Coding region: 1-1494 (497 amino acids)
Biological process (GO): defense response to virus
Cellular component (GO): cytosol
Molecular function (GO): protein binding; RNA binding
Source: RefSeq, a predicted model, not a curated record